Didymodactylos carnosus is the source of this 3111-nucleotide messenger RNA. The record is from the annotation of a GenBank genome assembly. NCBI's taxonomy places the organism in Eukaryota, Metazoa, Rotifera, Eurotatoria, Philodinida, Philodinidae.
AUGCAAAAGGAGUACCUUCUAUUAUUAGGAGAUGCAAUAGGUUGUGCUGAUUCCGAAGAUGUGCUUUGGAUAGGAAAUACAAUAGCUGUAAAUACGAAAUCAUUGGAAACUAGUGGCGAUGUUUUUGUUGGACAAUAUGCGUUAACAAGUGGUUAUGAUCCUGAAUUUGAACAAUCAAUGGCGUUUCAAGGCGAAUUAACAUUUCUCAACGUGUGGACACGUGCUUUUUCAGCAUUAGAAGUGAAAAAAAUUCAUAGAGAUUGUUAUUUUAAAUAUUGUGGUAAUUUUAUAGCAUGGAUGGAAUUUUUUAAGGAUAUUAAAGGAAGAGUACAAAUUGAAUGGCCAUCUGGUAUUAGAGAUUUUAUUGAAAAUUGUCCCGAUCAAAUAUGGUUAAAUAAUGCAUGUGGAAAUCAUUGUCGAACAGCUGAAGGUCCUCAUUGUAAAAAUGAAACAGAUAAAAAUGUAAUUUGGCAUAAAGUCAAAGCUGGUGAAAUGAUAUCUCAAAAAUGUCCUGGAGGACGAACAAAUGGAACAAUUAAUAGAACAUGUCAAAAAAUGGAAACAAUUGGUAUAUGGGAUAAAGUAGAUUAUUCUACAUGUGCUUCACCAUUUAUUAUGAAUAUUUAUGAACAGCUUUCACCUGAUCGAGAUUUUGUUCGAAAUCAUAAAGUUCAAAAUAUAUUAGAAAAAAGUCGAUUUGUUUCUGAAAUAACAGGAUUCAAUUUAACAAUAGCAAAUUUUUAUAGUUCAGUUGAUUUAACAUUGCUUAUUGAUCGUAUUGAAUAUUUAACGAAUUCAUUGACUAGUCAAUUUUCAAGUUAUCUUGAAUGGUAUGCAUCAUCAUAUGAAAAACUUUUCAGAGCCGAUAUUGAUAAAACAUUAGAAAUUCAUCAGCAUUUGGCUUAUACAAUAUCAAAUAUACUUGAUGAUGAAUAUAAAACAUUGUGGGAUGAAACAUAUCCAUUAGGAAAUGAAUUUAUUCGUGUUUUAACAUCAUUACAACAUCUUACAACAAUUGUCAUACAAAUGAUUGUUAAUAAUACAACAAUAUCCAAUUCAUUAUCAUUAGGUUUUUCUACACCCACAUUUAAUAUUACGACAAAAAAUUUAAAUCAAACAAUAAAAAUAAUGACAUUAAAUGAGCUUAAAACAUUUAUAUAUUUAAAUAAUGAAACAAAAAUAAAAAUAACUUUUCCAUUACCAACAAUAUCACCAACAACAAUGACAAAAUCUAAACAUCAAUUAAAUGAUGAUAAAGUAUUUCAUUUAAAAUAUCCAUUUAUCAAUAUGAAUAUAACAAAUUUAUUUCCAGAUGAUAAUAAUUCCAUAUAUAUUGUUACGAUUACAACAUUUCGUACGGCACAUAUUUAUAUUCCAAAUCUUCGAUUAGGAAGAGUAUCAAAAUUUGAUAAUAUAAAUAGUCAUAUGGUUUCAAUUGAUGUUAAAAAACGAAAAUUAUAUCGUUCAAUUUUGACACCAUUAUUAUCUGUUGAAAAUUUACCAAUACUAAUACAAUUUGGUUUUAUAAAAUACGAUAAUAUAUCGGGAAAUCGUUGUAAUAAUUUGAAUAUGACACUUUCAUCUCAAACAACUACUCGAUCGUCACUAUUUCGUCAAUGGGAAUGGCAAAGUUCUUUUUGCAAUUUAGCUGCUGGUGGUGUACAUGAUAAAAUAACAAUAAAUUAUCCUCAUAUUACAUGUAUUUGUGCAAUUUCUAAUGGAACAUUUGUUGUUACAAGUGAUAUGUUUGAUCCAAAUUGGCGUCAACCAUUUCAACGAAUUUGGCCAUUUGGAUUAUUUUCUUAUCUUGGCUCUGUAGUGUUAAUGUCUUUUAGUACAUUUACUUUAGUUAUGUUAAAUUACCUCAGAGUUCAUUCUUCGGCAGCUUAUGUCCAUAAACAACUUGCAUUAUGUGUUUGUCUAUCUCAAUGUUCAAUGAUAGUAUCUGUAAAUGGUGUAAAAAAUCAAUUUAUGUGUCAAUUAAUAGGAGCACUAUCUCAUUAUUUCAUUCUAACUGCUUACUCUUGGGUAAUGAAUGAAGCAUUUAAUUUAUAUAUUCAAAUUACAUAUACGACUCAUCAAGCAGCUGGAGCUAAUGCAGCAUUAGAUGCUGAAAGUUCAAUAUGGCGAUUUCUUACAAUGGGUUAUGGAAUACCAUUGGGAAUUAUCAUUUUAUUAUGGUUAACAAAAAAAUCAGCUUAUCUAAUGCCAACAAAGACAAUGUUGUGUUUUAUCAAUAUUGAUGAUUGGAUUACGAUCAUGGUGAUGAUAUUUGCUGCUAAACAACAACAUGAAAGUGCGUAUACAAAAAAUGAAAAAGCAAAUAAAGCAAUUGGAACAUAUACGGGAGGAAUUUGGACACAAUUAUUUUUAAUUACACUUAGCUGGACAUUUGCAAUAUUAUCAUUUACUCAUAAUGAACCAAUUAUUAAAAUAUUAUAUUGUUUUUUUACUUCACUUCAGGGUAUUUUUUUAUUUUUAUCAUUUUUUUUAUUCAAUGAUGAAGUAAGACGUCAUUAUCGUGAAAAACGAAGACAAAGACGUCGAAUACAAUUAAUGGAAGUUCCUUAUCGUGUACAAUCACUUAUUUCGGGUACAGGUGAAUGUGAUGUAAUGACAGAUGAAGAUGCAUAUAAAUUUUUAGCCAUUGAAAAUUUAACAUCUAGCGAAUUUAUUCCUAAUGAAACAAAAAAAAUACAAAUAAAUUCAAUUGAUUUACCUGCACCUGCAACAGCAGCAACAAAUUUUUUUCAACAAUUAUUAGUAAAGAAACGUUUCGAACAACAACAACAACAACAACAACAAAAACCUAUGGAAAAUUCACAUGAAAUGAAAAUAUUGACAUCUGUACGCAAACGUCAAUCAAAAUGUGAUUAUAUUGAUAAUGGACGUGAACGUGCAACUAGUCUCAUAAUUGAAAAUAAUAUGAUUCAAGACGAUAAUUUAAUAAAACAAGAAGAAAGAAAAUUUUCUCAUCUUUCUUCAUCAUCAUCAUCACCAAACAAAAGUCAGAUAUAUUCAAAUGUAAAUGUAAUUAGAGAGACUACUGAUAACGAAGAUAAUGAUUCAGAAGAAUAUACAGAAGAAGAAUUUCGAGUAACUGUUGUAUAA